GGUCUCACGGUAUCCGAUGCCGCCACCACGUUGGACGCAGAAGCAGCCGCAUCGAAGAAGACGCGGCCGGGAGAUGCUAAGAGCUGCCUCGCACCCUCCACGGCGAUGACGUCGUCUGCUGCCAGCAGCCUCGGGGCACUCUUUGCCAAGAACGAUGGGAGGUCCGCCACCGAUGCAUCCAGCGGCCAGGCAAAUCUGUCUACCGUCCGAGAAGACGAGGAGUCAGCGACUGUGGAGGCAAAGCCGAAACAGUCGAGCAAAGCAAAGUCAGUCUUGGCACAAUCAACGGUCAUGUCAUCUUCGGCAGCGGGAGCUCUUGGAAGCCUUCUGGCGAAGUCCUCUCCGUCGACUAGGCCGCCCGAAGCAGGGGAUGCACCCGAGGCCUCUGCAAGCACGGAGCCGGUCCCGAAGAAGUCGUCCGGCGCGAAGUCCGUCCUGAACCAAUCGUCAGCCAUGACGUCCUCGGCGGCGGGGGCUCUCGGCGGGCUGCUAAACCCAGGUGCAAGCAGCCCACCACCUGCCAGGACGGUGCCCGAAACUGCGGAGGACGCGUCGUCGGAGCCGCCGCCCGCGAAGAAAGCGUCGGGGGCGAAGUCGGUGCUGAAUCAGUCUACAGCUAUGACUUCCUCAGCAGCUGGUGCUCUGGGUGGUCUUCUUGCGCAAGGUGCACCGAAAGCUCCACCUACCAGGACGGAGCCCCCGGCCACCAGCUCAACUGCGCCUGAGACCACAGCCACCGCCACGGACGCGCCACCCCCGAAGAAAUCGUCGGGUGCCAAGUCGGUGCUGAACCAAUCGGCCAUGACGUCCUCGGCUGCGGGUGCGCUGAGUGGCCUCCUUGGCCCAGGUGGCCCAAAAUCCUCAGCACCGAG
Symbiodinium sp. CCMP2456 is the source of this 872-nucleotide messenger RNA. The record is from the annotation of a GenBank genome assembly. Lineage: Eukaryota; Dinophyceae; Suessiales; Symbiodiniaceae.